AGAAGCCCCAAGAUGCAGACUGAGAAGGAAGAGACGAGGAAGAGCUUCAAGCAGAGGCUGGCUUUGAAGAGCAGCUUAGCCAAGGAAACGAUUUCCGAGUUCCUGGGCACAUUUAUAAUGAUUGUUCUUGGAUGUGGCUCUGUUGCCCAAGCUAUCCUCAGUAGAGGACAUUUUGGAGGAGUCGUCACUACCAAUGUUGGAUUUGCAAUGGCAGUUGUAAUGGCCAUUUAUGUAACCGGGGGCGUCUCUGGUGGCCACAUUAACCCAGCUGUAUCUUUCGCAAUGUGUGUCUUUGGAAGGAUGAAAUGGUCUAAAUUCCCGUUUUAUGUGGGAGCCCAGUUUUUGGGAGCCUUUGUGGGAGCUGCAACUCUUUUUGGCAUUUACUAUGAUGGACUUAUGUCCUUUGCUGGUGGAAAAUUGCUCAUCGUGGGAGAAAAUGCAACAGCGCAAAUUUUUGCAACAUACCCAGCUCCAUAUCUAUCACUGGGGAAUGCAUUUGCAGACCAAGUGGUGGCCACCAUGUUCCUCCUCUUGAUUGUCUUCGCCAUUUUUGACUCCAGAAACUUCGGGGUUCCUAAAGGCCUAGAGCCCAUUGUCAUUGGACUCCUGAUCAUUGUCAUUUCUUCUUCUUUGGGACUGAACAGUGGCUGUGCCAUGAAUCCAGCUCGAGACCUGAGUCCCAGACUUUUCACUGCUUUGGCAGGAUGGGGGUUUGAGGUCUUCACAGCUGGAAAUAACUUCUGGUGGAUUCCUGUAGUGGGCCCUCUGAUUGGUUCUGUCAUUGGAGGUCUCCUCUACUUUCUUCUCAUUGAAAUCCACCACCCAGAUCCUGACCCAGACUUCAAGGCAAAAAAAUCUGAGGACAAACAAGAGAAAUAUGAACUUAGUGUUAUAAUGUAACAGCAUGCUUGGUUCCGGAUUUGCAGUUGGUUUGGUGUGUUCUUUAGGAAAAAUGGCAUCCAAGUGUGUGUGGUUUUUUAAAACUGGGGUGAAAUCCACCCAAUUUUCUCUGCUAGCCAUAUGAUCGCAAAGACAUCUGAGUGAAGGUUUGGAAACACUGAUUUCUUCUCUACCAGUCACCCCGCUCCCCAGAAUAGCACUGACUUCCACCUGAAACAGUCUUCUCUCUGCCUGUUUACUGUGUCCUUGAGGGGACUCCUUAUUACGAGGUGAACACUAAUAACUCGGAACCUUGACAAUGGACUGACUUGGAUGGUUUCAGCUGCGUUACUUGUAUGAAAUGGCGUCACCAAAAGCCUCACCUUCAGUAUCUACAAAUAUUACAUUCUGAGUAUCAACCAAAACGUACACUGAAAGACAAAAGUGGUUUCAGUUAAUAUGCAUGAACUAGAGAGUUAAAGGCUUAGUUUUCUAGUUAAGUUGUACUACUAUCUUUGCAUAAAUACUAAUAUUCUCCAAAUCUAGGGAUGUUAGAAGCAGUAGAAUCCCAUAGUAAGCACAGGGGAAGGGCAUUGUGGCAUUUAGAAACCUCAGGAGACAAGAUAAAUUUGGGAAACCAAAUGGAAUUUUUUUAAUGGAAACCAUUUAUCAGAUUAAUCUCUUGCUCUUCUGCGUUUUAGAGGGCACCAAUUAAUUUCCUGGUCUUUUCUGUAUAAUAGCCUAAAAUACAAUUCUAAGCUUAGUCAUGAAAAAUACAUCGCUCUACAUUUUUAGUGCAAA
Marmota flaviventris (yellow-bellied marmot) is the source of this 1680-nucleotide messenger RNA. It is a transcript of the gene Aqp9, whose product is annotated as aquaporin 9. Gene Ontology annotation, cellular component: plasma membrane; basolateral plasma membrane. Gene Ontology annotation, biological process: water transport; glycerol transmembrane transport. The record is from RefSeq and is a predicted model, not a curated record. Gene Ontology annotation, molecular function: glycerol channel activity; water channel activity; urea transmembrane transporter activity. NCBI's taxonomy places the organism in Eukaryota, Metazoa, Chordata, Mammalia, Rodentia, Sciuridae.